Molecule: messenger RNA, 7441 nt
Organism: Schistosoma rodhaini
Lineage: Eukaryota; Metazoa; Platyhelminthes; Trematoda; Strigeidida; Schistosomatidae
Source: the annotation of a GenBank genome assembly
AUGUGUCAUAUUAGUGAACUGAAAUAUUCCAAACACUGUUUAAGUAGCUUUAAGGGAAGAGCAGGUUUUUAGUCACUAAUAAGUCAGAAAUUUACCAUUCAACUGAACAUGUUAGUUCGAUGAAUGAAUAGGAACGUUCACCUCUGUAUUGUUUUAAUUUCCUAAAAGUAAUUUAUACAAUUUGACCUCAUGUGUGUGAUAAACUGAAUUUUGUGGAUUUAUCGCGCAAAGUACAGUGAUGUCCGACAAAGAUUUCCCGUUGCAAAAAACCUUGCCUAUCAGUAGUUUACCAAAUGAUCAUCAAAAUGUACAAUAUUUAGAAGAUGGUACAAUUGAAGUCACUGAUACAUUAUCAAAAGAAGAAUAUUACAAAAGUUUACGUCGUCGUUGUAAUACAGGCAAUAGUCAAAAUACGAGACAAUAUGGAUUAUCUAGUCAAUUGAGCCUAGAAACUUCUCAACGUGGUACAUUACGUUCUGGAUUUGGUAAACGUAAAGGUACAUUGCAUGAUUUUAAACCGUCUGGAAAAGAAGAACUAUGUUAUGUUCUUAUGUUAGAAGGUGUAGAAAAAACAUAUACCAUAGAUAAAAAUGCUCAUGGGAUUCAUUUAUUUGAAAAAGUUUGCAAACAAUUAGAUUUACAAGAGACUGAAUAUUUUGGCUUGACAUAUCGAACUAGUUUACGUGUAGAUAAUUGGUUGAAACUUGAUAAACGUAUAGCUAAACAAUUAGAAAAAAUACCAUGGAAAUUAGAAUUUCGUAUUCGAUUCUAUCCACCAAAUAUUGAUAUAUUCAAAGAUGAUUUAACUCGUUAUUUUUUAUGCUUACAAUUAAGGCAAGAUAUUAUCUCUGGACAGAUUCCAUGUUCACAUCAUACUUAUGUUGUUCUUGGUGCUUAUGUCGUUCAAUCAGAUGCUGGAGAUUAUGAUCCAAAUACACAUAUCGGGACAGAUUACAUUGCCAAUAUUCCAUUUGCACCACAACAAUUGCAAACUACAAAAAUGCUUCAACAAAUUGUUGAAUUACAUAAACUUCAUAAAGGGCAAAGUUUAGUUCAGGCUGAUCGAGGAUUUUUGGAAAAUGCUAGACGACUUUCACUUUAUGGAGUUGAAUUUCACAGGGCAAAAACGAUUGCUGGUGAAAGUAUAUGUUUAGGUGUAUAUCACGGUGGAAUAUUACUUUAUCAUGGGAUGUUAAGGGUUAAUCGGUUUUUGUGGCCACAAAUUGUAAAAAUAUUGUACAAAUCAAAAAAUUUCAUUAUUGUCGUUAGAUCAAUGCACAGCGAAACUUUGAGUAAACGUGGAACUCUAAGAAGAACAUUAUCGCCUGGUGGUUUGAAAGUAUCUGAUAGAAAGUUCAAUGGUUCCGAUUCCAUUCAUGAUGUAACACUGACUUUUCAGUGUACAGACCCCCGUUUAGCCAAAAGAUUAUGGGAUUCUUGUACUUCGCAACAUGCAUUUUUCCGUUUGCGUGAUACACCAGGACCUCAAAGAUCUAAUCUUACGACAGCUUUUAGUACGCGAAAAUACCAUUUUACAAGUAAAUCAUUCGAUGCAUAUUCAAGAGAACCUAGCACAGAAUGGAUUCCACGACAACAGCCUCCAAUUAAGCGGGUGCAAACUCAAAGGAAGCCGAUUCAGUACACAAAAACUCCUUCAUCUAGUCCAUCAAAUCAACAACAUCAAGUGUCUGGUAGUGUCGCACCAGUUGCUUAUGGAGAAGAACCUGAUCAGUAUUAUUUAAUGCCUGGGACGCCUUCUCCCCUACCAGCUAAUUCAAUAAAUGUUGAUGUUUUACAAAAUUUACCACCAGCUUAUCGUAAACCAGGUCCAAUUCGAGUACCUUUACCAGAAGAUCACUGGCAAAUGUCAGCAGCUGAUUGUACACAAGGAUUAGGAAGAAAUAUUGAUGGAACAGAUAUAGCGGCCAUGCCAGAAACAGAAUGGCAGGGCUGUCGCACAAAUUGGGGUUUGAAAGGUCCAGGAGCUUAUUACUAUGAAGCAUGUAUGCUUGAAGAAGGUCAAGUACGUUUAGGUUGGUCAACAAACGAUGCUAGCCUGAUUCUCGGAACAGAUUCCAAAGGCUUCGGUUAUGGAGCUGAUAAAACAGGUAUUGGAUCAGCUGAUAAUCCUCAUCCAGUUGGUAAAUUUAUCUACGCCAAUAAUUCAAUUGAUUACGGAAUGCCAAUCGUACCAGGAGAUGUAGUUGGAUGUUAUUUAGAAAUAAAUCCGAGCGCUGAUAAAGAUAAUCGACUAAUCGAUAUACAUUAUAGUUACAACGGCCAAUUAUUAGAAACUCCAAACUUUAAACUUGUUGAGACAUUAACUCCAGAUAUAGCACUCUUCCCUGCCGUAUCACUUAAGAAUGCCAGAGUUGAAGUAAACUUCGGUGACAAGCCAUUCAAUUUUCCACCUAAAACCACUCCUUUGACUAAUAAACAUUGGGUAGCUGUAUCAUACGCCCCCAAUUCUUCAAUUGUAUAUAAUCGGAAUGUUGGUUGGCGGGUGAACCCAAAUGAUGUAACAUCAAGUACAAAUUUAUUAGUUUCACCUAAUGGUCGAUUUGUACAAGCUGUAGAAAAUACUGGAUGGCAAGGCUUUAGAGUGAACAAAGGAAUAUUUGGUGACAGAGCUUAUUACUAUGAAGUGAGAAUUGUUGAAGACUCUGGAUUAGCACGUAUUGGUUGGUCAUUUGAAAAUGGAUCAUUAGAUCUUGGUGUAGAUUGUUUUAGUUUUGGAUAUGGAGCUGAUCGAGAUGGUUUUGGUAUAAAUGGAUCACAAGGAAAAAAACUUCAUGGUGAUAUCAUUGAAAAUUAUGGUGAAGCCUUCCGUAAAGAUGACGUAAUCGGUUGUUUUCUUGAUUUGGGUAAUGGAAUAAUACAAUGGUCAAAAAAUAAUCGCUUAUUUGGUCCUGCUUAUGAAAUUGACAAGAAAUUAAUAAAAAGUAAUGAACCAAUAUAUCCUGCAGCUUCUUUGGUCGAUACUACAUUAGAAUUAAAUUAUGGUGACUUACCAUUUAAAUAUCCUCCAGAAGACGAUUGGACUCCAUUAUUUGCAGCUUCAGAUGAAUACGUAUUCGAAUCACCAAAAUGGCCUAGUUCAAAUACGGUCAAACAGAACGGUCACCCAACAAAACACUUAGCUACUCAUAAUACAAAGACAGAAGUAUAUACUGAAAAUCAGAAAGAGAUCAGUUUAAAUUCGGUCAGUGAAACGUAUGGUCAUUCUACAAUAAUGAAUAAUAAUUUUGUCAGUGAUAGCAACAAUGUAAAAAGUAGCACCCCAAGUAAACUGGAAGAUGUUCCUGUAGAAUCAAUACGUGUAGAAUCCCCUUCACUUAGUGACCAACAAGAAGAUGAAGUAAGAAUGUUUCUGGAAACUUGUGAACCAAUUACUGAAAGUCAUUUUGAUGCCUUAUAUCACAAUUAUACGAAUCAUCCGUCUACGGAGCGAUCUGAAUCACAAGUGAAAACAAAACCCAAUGGAACAUAUCACCGUAAUUCUAUAUCAAAUUUUCAAGCUGACAUUACUACUCCUACAUGCGUCAAUUCUGAAUUACAUCAAAGUCCCACAACGGUGAUAGACUCUGAUCAUGCACUAGAACAGGCCAUCCUACAGACUACACAUUUGAAUCCACAUACGGCAGUCUUAACCAAUACACUGGAUGUAUACACAAAUAAUAGUAAUAAUAAUAACACUAUGAAUAGUAAACAUAAUAAUAAAUAGUAACUUUAUGAAUUGAGUAAUAAAUCAGUGUUGAAAAUCACUCCCAUCAUUCCAAUAAAUCACCCUAACUACAACAAAAAGAACUUUUUUUAUAAAUUGAAACAAAUAAAAAACAAUCAAUAAUGAUAAAUAUUUGUAUUUUUUUAUUAAGACUAUAAUGAUACUUUCUUUAGUUUAUUGAACAAUGUAACUAUGAAAUAUUCACACUAAAUGCCUUAGUAAACACAAAAAAUUUUUAUGUUUUUAUAAAAAUAGCCGAAAUUUUUUUUUAUUUUUUACUUGUUUCAAUGCUCUUUACAAUGGCGAUAACACAAUACAGAGAUUUUAAAACACACACACAGACAUAACAACAACGAGUAGAUCAUUUCCAGUGAAUAUCAUUUGGUUUAUUCAACAACAACCAAAAUUCUUCUCUAAAUUCUAACUGCUGAUAUUUAUAUGAUAAAUAAGGAUAAUUCCUGUUAUCGUUUCUAUUGAUAUGUCUACAUUUCUCAUAGUAGUGAAUUAUUCAUUGUACCUUUGUCAAUCACACCUAUCUCGUUCAAUGUUUAAAUACAACAAGGUUAUUUUUUCAAAAAAUUAGUAUAUUAUGACUAUUAUUCCUUUUACAUUGAAACACUUCUUUUUUUAAACAAUUUUUUAUGAUCAAUUAUGCAUAUACCUAGUUGAACUAUAAAUUUUAAUAUUAAGAACAAUCUAUAUUGACUUUUUUUAACGAUCAAAAAUUAUCGUGAAUCAUUAACAUACAAGUAAUGGAUUGAUUCUUUUUCUUCAUCUCUUAAUUAAUAAUGGCGCCUGUUGUAGAAAUAUAAACUAUAACAUUAAAUUAAACAUUAAUGAAAUAUCAUUUGAAAAACUUUUUCAUGUAUUUAAUGUGAAUGUUGUGAACAUGUGAAAUUUGUUUAUAAGAAAGCAUUAGAACUGAUCUAUCUAUCUAUCUAUCCAUAUUAUAUAUAAAUUCAGUAUAUUCUUGUUUUCUGUUCCCCCUUUUUAAAUUCUCUGAUUUACUUAACUGCAUAAAUAUCCAUAUGACUACAAGUUCAUCAUUUAAUUAUUAUUUAGUAAGUAUUAUUUGUGUCAUUUACUAAAUAUUCACUUAUAUUAGAUUUUUUUUUCAUUCAAACUUACUUUUUUUCAUGUAAAUGAACUGUAUUCAAACCUUUUUGGAAAAGAAAAAAAAAUUAAUGAAUAUGACACUCUUUUUUUUUCUCUCUCCCCUUUUCUCUAAUUUUAAUUUCGUUCAUUUAUUUGGUUUGUCAGUUUGUUUGUUUUUUGGUUUUAUAUUUUAUAAAUUUUUGCUUCAAGUUUGUUUUUUUUAUAUUUUUAGAUAAAUAAGAAUAAACAUCAGUGAUAACAAUAUUCAUAGUAACAAUAUCACAGUUGAUUAAUUAAUUAUUAUGAUAAACUAUGUUUCAAGAUAUAAUGGUUACUUGAAUUAUUGAAUAUUGUUAUUAUUUUAAAGAUAAUAACAUUGUUUCUAUGUUGGUUUUUUUUUUCUAUUUCGUACCUUCAUUGUUUAAUUACAGAUUUUCAUUUCAGGAAAGAAGGGGACAAAUAGUCUAUCUUAAUACUUUCUUAAAAAAAAUUCUUUUUAUGUCUACGUUUCUCUUUAAUGAGUAGGUCAAGGAAGCAGAGACUUUUUGAGGUGACAAAUCCUAGGAGUCAGUUAUAUGGUAGAAAAGCUUCUACCUUAUGAAGAUACGAUUUGUUCACGAUUUUGAGCUCAAAUUCUGUAUAAUCUGAGUCACUCUAGCCUAUGUGAGUGAAUAAAUGAGAAGAUAGAUCCAAAAUUAUUGCUCAGCAUCAUAUGUACCAUGAAUAAUUUACCGCUUAAUUUGGUGUCCAAUAGUUUAGUGAGAUCUAAAUUCCGAAGCGUGUUUCAUAAAUGAAACCUAUCAUCUCCAUCAAUCUCACAUGUAGUUGUUCUCUGUACUCUUUCAAGUAAAUCCGAGUAUCCUCUUAAACAACGAUUUUUGUCCUGAGCACAAUAAUCCCACUUAAAUUUCACUAGGACUUUAUAAAGUAUUAUGAAUAUAUUUUUAAAUUUAAGAAAGUCCCUCUCAAUGCUUAUACUGAUCUAAAAUCCUGUAACUGAAUAUGAGACUCAGUAAGAAUUGAUCUUCAAGUCAUGCUGUACUAUGGUCCUUAAGUCAUUGUGGAUGAGGUCUGAGGUUAGAGACAUUUAUCUAAUUCUGUAGUUUCUGCUGUCUAUAUGUCUAGUAUACACAGACUUAGUUGCAUUGAUGUCCGCCAACCAUAACUUAGCUCAACUAGGUAAGAUGUCAAGAUCAACUUGGAAACUUUUUAUACUGUCAUCUGUUUAUACUCCUCGUCGUAUUUCAAAGUCAUCUGUGUUCAGAAUCACUUAGAAUUGGCAAGAUGAUAUUUCAUUAAUUUAAGAGAUAAAUAAUAAUGGACAUAGUAUAAUGACUUGCAGUUCCUCAUUAAGUUAUAGAUUCUAGGAAAAAAUCAAGGGGUUUUCAUGCGCUGUAUGUCAAUUACUAACAAAGUACUCAAUAACCUACGAAAGUAAAUCUCAUGGUAUUCUUAAAUUUUACAGCUUCAACGGUAAUUCAUAUUAUGAAACUCUGUUGGACGUCUUGUUGUAGUUAGUGUGCUUUAUGAAAACAGGAAAUGGACUUUUGCGUCUCUGGAACAAUGUUUCAUUAUGUAAAUGAUCUUUAGUUGCUAAUAAAGUGUUGAUAACAUCAUCUUUUGUGCUUUGGAGUGAUCCUUACAGCUCUGUGGUUAAGUAGGAUGAUUGGUUGACACUUUUAAAACUAUUCUGUGGUGAAAAGCUUUGUUCACUGAAAGUUAUAGCUUCAUUUUAAAGAACGAAAGUAAUCCGACGUUGUUGGUGGAUGACUUUCUUAAUGUUGACACAAAUAUAGUUCAUUUUCCAAGGAUGUGACGUACCGCACCUAAAUAACUAGCUACUCAAUUCUCAUGUUGCCAUGGGAACUACGAAUGGGAUCAGUUGAACUGAACCAUCUACAUUGUUAGGUUUACACGGAUUACAUCAUUUCAAACACGUAGCGAAAUUUUAAUAUAAUAUUUAUACUACUUUUGAGUAGUAAAUGUAACAAUACAAAUGUUUAUUCGUUCCUUAGCGAAACUAAUAGAUUGUGGGUGAACAUUAAAAAACGAUCCUCCACACUAAAAUCAGGCUUAACAUUUAAAAAUAGAUUAGUUUGAAUAAUAAUCAGUUAGCACAUAGAUAAUUUAUGCUUUUCAAUUUGCCACAAAAGUUAUCAUAAUUCAAUUCAGGUUUUGGGAUAGAAGAAAUAUGGUUACUGAGAAAUAUUUCGACUUUAAACCACAACUUUUGUAUAUUACCUAAACAAAUGGAUUUGGCAAUGUAAUACUUUGCGAAAAUGUCAAUAACUGUGGAUUGCAAAGCUAUUAAUAAUCAUGUGUGAUUAAUAUAUAAACUAGAACAUCAACGAUAUAUUCAUAGAAAACCAUACAACAUUUCAAUAGUUUUUAUUUUGUUACCAUGUUGAAACACUCAUAUUUUCAAACACACAACAAAAUACAUGAUUAAGUUUGAAAAUUACAAUAUGCUUCACUUGAAAAUAAAUUGUUUUUCUAUCGAUGGGUAUCUUUAAUGCUUUAGUUUGAAUUUCAAUGUUAUUUACCUUUGAUCAGUGGUUAAGCGCUCGCGCGCAAGACUGACAGGUCCGUCUCGCGAGACGGGAUCGUGGAUGCGCACUGUUG